GCUGAGAGCCUUACACUUGUGGUUGUGUUGUGGGUGGAAUAAAAAAAGAAGCACAAGUUUAAAAUUAGCAAAAAAAUGGGAUGCAUAAGUUGUAGCGGUACUACCCUAUGUUUUACUAGUAGCAAGAGCGUAUUGUCAAGAAGAAGAAGCGUCAGAGUUAUGGCAGCAGCAGAGGCUAUAACUGUUGAGAAAUGUGGAAUCAAAAUCACUACCAACCCGCUCGAGUCCAACCUCACUGAGCUUGGAGUCCGUUCUUGGCCUAAGUGGGGCUGCCCUCCAAGCAAAUUCCCAUGGACAUAUUCUGCAAAAGAGACAUGUUAUCUACUACAAGGCAAAGUGAAGGUUUAUCCUGAUGGUUCAGAUGAGGGUGUUGAAAUGGGUGCUGGUGACUUGGUUGUGUUCCCCAAGGGAAUGAGCUGCACUUGGGAUGUCUCGGUAGCUGUAGACAAGCACUACAACUUUGAGUAAUAUACCACCAUAUCUACCAUUACCACCUCAUUUAUUAUAUUUGGAUUCUUUUGCUUCAAUCACUCAAGCUUAUAUGCCACUUUUCAAAAACGUUUUGCAAUUAUGAACGUGCUUUAUGGUGUUA
Molecule: messenger RNA, 592 nt
Organism: Mercurialis annua (annual mercury)
Lineage: Eukaryota; Viridiplantae; Streptophyta; Magnoliopsida; Malpighiales; Euphorbiaceae
Exons: 2
Coding region: 76-468 (130 amino acids)
Source: RefSeq, a predicted model, not a curated record